GCUUUAUGAAUGAUGACGCAUGUCAGCUGGUCAUCAGCUCUGAUUCACGACGUCCAACCUUCUUGCCCGAAGCUGCCCCGGGCCCGUCGCGGCGGCUAGGCUAGCUAGCUGGCCGAGCGAUCGCGAGGAGGGUACGAGAUCUACUAUAGCUCCGCUGUUUUUCUCAGUUCAGACUAUGGUUGACUUCCUGUUGAUUUUUGCAAUAUGGACAGCUAAAUUAAUCAAGAAUAGAUCUACCUUUACAUCGGGGGAUCGGGACUCUUCCCAUUAACAGUUAAAAUUACUGGAGUUUCAUCGAGACAGAAAUCAAAAGAUGGCUUUCUCAGGAGAACUGAUGGCACGUUUAGGAUAUGCCCCGCCCAAUGUCACCCCAGCCUUUGUGACCCCACCCCCAACAGCUGGAAGAGAGGGCAUGGCAGGAGUUGAUACCACAGAUGAAGAACUAAAGAGAAUGUCUGAGGAGACUGUACAGGAGGCCGUAAGUGAAGAAGUGUUCUCUGGUUACCAAGCGACCACCGUGAUACCAGGUGCCAUCAAGCAUCCUGGGAACAUUGUAGAGGCAGCAUCACUCUCGGCGGUACCUCUUCCAGAACCUACAUAUAAACUUGCCUCCUCUAUACCACAUAGAAUCAUAGAGGAUGGCAAGCUCAGCAAUCUUCAACUUGAGGGAAUUCAAUAUGCGUGUCAACGUCACCAGAAGAUACUGGCCAAUGGUUGCCGGGCAGGUUUCUUCAUGGGUGAUGCUGCUGGGGUCGGGAAAGGGCGACAGAUAUCUGGUAUUAUUCUUGAUAACUAUGUCAGAGGAAGGAGAAAGCACAUAUGGUUCAGUAUAUCAGCUGAUUUGAGAGUAGAUGCGCAAAGAGAUGUUAGUGAUCUUGGAUGUCAUGUUAAAAUCAUUGAGGGCUGCCAACAUCUGGAUAGGGAAACAAGGGCUUUUGGGCUUUCUGCCAGUAUGAAGGAGGGUAUAGUAUUCAGUACAUAUGCAACUCUUGUAUCUUCAGUGCAAAAAGGUGUGACAGGUCGUCAGAGUCGUUUAAAACAGCUGAUCGAUUGGUGUGGACGAGAUCAGUUUGAUGGAUGUCUUAUUUUUGAUGAAUGCCACAAAGCUAAACACUUCAUCCCGGGAAAAGAAAAGAACAGCACAAAAAUAGCCAUGGCCGUUACAUCAAUCCAAAGGUUGCUCCCAAAAGCUAGGGUUGUUUACUGCAGUGCAACAGGAGUAACAGAUGUCAAAAAUAUGGCAUUUAUGGAAAGGUUGGGACUGUGGGGUGAAGGGGCUUCAUUUAAGACCUUUGAACAUUUCCUAGAUACCAUCACAAGGAGAGGUCUAGGUGCUGCAGAGAUGCUGGCAAUGGAGAUGAAAGCAUCUGGAAUGUACGUGUCUCGUGGUCUCAGCUUCCAAGAAGCGGAGUUUGAAACCGUGGAGACGAUGUUGACAGAGGAACAGAUCAAGAUGUACGACAUGGCGACGCAUGUAUGGUCUGAAAUUCAGAGAUCGCUAGAGGUAGCUCUGGGUAGGACCAACACAGCACCAGGAAGGAUUUGGUCUAUGUUCUGGUCCUGUCAUCAGAGGUUCUUCAAGCAGCUUUGUCUUGGCGUGAAGGUGCCCACGAUUGUGGAACAAGCCAAGUCAUCGUUAGCAGAAGGGAAAUGUGUCGUUAUCGGACUUCAGACCACAGGAGAGGCAAGUCUUGACAGUGAGAUGACGAAACAUGAUACCACUCUGCCUGGGUUUGUGUCCGUUGCCAGAGAAAUAUUGACCCGUUUCAUCCAGCAACAUUUUCCAACUUCAGUCGUACACCCAACUGGUUUAGAGCCUGAACCUGAUGAAUGGAGCUGUAAAGCCAAAGAAUUGUUACUUGGAUUCGUCCAGCAGAUUGAUUUGCCAAAUAGUCCUCUGGAUGAUAUCAUAGACCAGCUUGGUGGAGCAAGCUGUGUUGCCGAGAUGACUGGUAGGAAAGGCCGAGUGGUCAGGGUCAACCCUGGGGGAUCCGCUGUCCAGUAUGUCCUGAGGUCUGGUGAAUCAGGAGAUGUGGACAGUCUCAAUGUCCAAGAGCGGAAUCACUUCAUGAAUGGUCAGAAGCUAGUAGCUAUCAUCUCCGAUGCAGCCAGUACUGGUAUUUCUCUCCAUGCCGAUACCAGGGUUCCCAAUCAGAGGAGGAGGGUUCAUUUGACCAUUGAGCUACCAUGGUCAGCGGACAAGGCCGUUCAGCAGAUGGGGAGAUCACAUCGCUCUAACCAAAGCAGUGGCCCGCUAUAUAAGCUGUUAACCACAAACCUUGGGGGAGAGAGAAGGUUUGCAUCAGCUGUAGCCAGGAGGCUUCAAUCCUUGGGUGCUCUUACUCAGGGAGACAGACGAGCUGCUACCGGGGCUGACCUGACCCAGUUCAACUUUGACACACCUUACGGUCGUUCAGCGCUCCGUAGCAUGUAUCAUGCCAUCAGUAGGAGAGAACUUGUUGGAGGAGUACCGUUAAAUCUCAUGACGAGAGGAAUGAUGGACUUUACUUCCUUUAACGAUCAUAUGAGGGAUUGCCUGGUCCAGAUGGGCGUCGCCAGCGUGAUAGACACCAGUUUAGUCAUCCAGGAUAAGGAUCAGAGUGGCGUCGGCAAGUUCCUCAAUCGUAUCCUCGGACUCACCGUGGCAAGACAGAACAUGAUCUUCACCUAUUUCUUUGGGGUUCUCCAAGCAGCCAUUGCCGCAGCAAGGAAGGAAGGGAGAUAUAACGAAGGACUGGUUGACAUCAUGGCAUCAAGUAUUGAGAUGGUAGGGAGCCCUCGUCCAUUGUUCACCGAUGCCAAGACAAGCUCUCCAGUCAGUCAUGUUUCCUUAGAGGUGGACCGUGGUAUGAGCUGGGAGGCAGCCGUUAAGAGAGCAGAUAAUUUCCAAGGAAAACAUGAUGGUUUCUAUCGUUCAAAGAGAGAACAGUUUGGUGGGUACAUGUACCUUCUUGCCACAAAGAAGCAGAACUCGACCCACUUCUACAAGAUUUGUAGACCCAAUACUGGUGUGUCAGGGUUUGAUGAAGACAUCUCGGAGCUGUUGAUGCGGUACCAGCCGAUAAACAGAGAGGAUGCAGAGACACCAUGGAAAGACUACUACGAGAGAUCUAAGGAUCAUUGUAUCCAUGGACCAAGAUGUAAACAUGCAUCCACCUGUAGAGUUGGUGCACGUUUGUAUCAGCUGGAUCUGAUCUGCGGUGGCACUUUGACCCUCAUGACCUCACUUGAAAUCACCCUGCAACACCACGCAGGAAGACUUCAACUCAGUAAAACAGAGAGUAACAUGCGAGUCGUCCGGGUGCAGCUGAGUAACGGGAAGCGAGUGAUUGGCGUGAGGUAUCCCAGCAUUCUCAUACCCAUAGCGGAAGACGAUCUCAGAGAGAAGAAAGCUCUGGAGAAGGUUCAAAGUAAAUUAGGAAUAGGGCCAUCAUCCAUCUCCUCUCCAUUGGGCCCCUUAGUGGCCAAUCACCAAGAAUCUACCUCUGACCCCACUGCCGCGUCAAAGGUCAUCAUUGUUGAGGACGAGGCUCCUGUCCAAGCCAAGUUCGUCUCCAAGGCCAUGACCCCUGCUCCGACACUAACAAGCUAUUUCAAGGUCAAAGAGAAGCCUGUUUCCAUGGAUUCAAGCUCAGAUUCUAAAGAAGUAAGUACUGAUGAUGACGAUGUCAGUGGUGGCAAAGGUGGGCACUGUGAAGAUGGCAGUAGAAAGAAGAGGAAGCUUGGCGAUGCGGUUUCCGAAGCAAGCAGCGACGGAUCCACCCAAGAUGGCCCUGGACCAAAGGAAUUUGCUGCUACCUCUGUCAAGAAGCCUUUGCAGGACAGUAACAAUGGCAGCGUGCUCACUUCGGGUAGCAGCCGCAUCUCGGCGCCUCCGGUGAAGAAGUGCAAGAAGCAGUCCUCGCUCUUGAACUCAUUGCAGAAAGGAGGGGAGAAGAAAGUGGAGAAGAGAGUCAUUUGUCCUAUAUGUGCCAAAGAGCUGCCUCAUGGAACCAUGAACAAGGACUUGAAUAAACAUAUAGAUGCUUGCCUAGCUGCUCAGUAGAGUUGAGCAUUUAAAUGGUGUAUAAAUCAUGGGCUUCCUUUUCAUACCUUGAUCGUUCUAUGUGUGAUUUACAUUGGAUAUCAGUUCAGUGGUUUCUUAACCAUAGUAAGUACUAAGUAUCUAAAUGUACUUGUAAGCUUUCUUAGAGUCAAGAUAUAUUUUGACAUGACGUAGUGACUUGGCUGCUGUUCAGUUUAAAUUUUU
Lytechinus pictus (painted urchin) is the source of this 4249-nucleotide messenger RNA. RefSeq lists its product as uncharacterized. Gene Ontology annotation, biological process: regulation of DNA-templated transcription. NCBI's taxonomy places the organism in Eukaryota, Metazoa, Echinodermata, Echinoidea, Temnopleuroida, Toxopneustidae. Gene Ontology annotation, molecular function: histone binding; chromatin DNA binding. The transcript has 31 exons. Gene Ontology annotation, cellular component: nucleus. The record is from RefSeq and is a predicted model, not a curated record. The coding region runs from base 314 to 4045 and encodes 1243 amino acids.